CUGGGUACUACUGUUACUGCGGGUACCUAUAUGGAAUAAAAAUGUAAUAUAUAAGAGGAGAGCGAAGGACAUGUAGGUAGGUCGAGCUUGGACUGAUUCACUAUCUCAAAGCUCGGUAUAAUAAUCAGACCAUCUUUUCUGUAUAUAACAUCCCUAUCACAGUCAAAGUACCUCACCUCACUCACCCCCAAGACCACUUCCACAAUGGCGCGCAACAGAACUCUCGUCUUCAAAAAAGUCCCCACCGGCCUCCCCGUGCCGGGCGAGCACCUCGCCGUCGAGGACCGCCCCCUCGACCUCGAAGCCGACGCUCCCCCAGGCGGCCUCCUCGUCGAGAUCCUCUACGCCUCCUUCGACCCCUACCUGCGGAACAAGAUGCGCGACCCAUCCGUCAAGUCGUACACCCCCGGCCUCAACAUCGACGACCCCUUCACCAACGGCACCGUCUCGCGCGUGCUCAAGUCCAACACCCCCUCUUUCCAGCAAGGCGACAUCCUGUUCGCCGCCCUCCCCAUCGCAGAGUACGCCGUCGUGCCGGACCCCUCCGCCGUCUCCGCGCGCAAGAUCAGCAACCCGCACAACCUCGACCUCGGCAUGUUCCUGGGCCCCCUCGGCAUGCCGGGCCUAACCGCGUACUCCGGCCUCCACAAGAUCGGCAAGCCGCAGAAGGGCGAGACCAUCUUCGUGAGCUCCGCCGCGGGCGCCGUCGGGCAGGUGGUGGGACUGGUCGCGAAGAACGAGGGCUUGCGCGUCAUCGGGUCCGUGGGGUCCGACGAGAAGCUCGAGUACAUCACCCGCGAGCUCGGCUUCGACGGCGGCUUCAACUACAAGAAGGAGAGCGUGUUCGACGCGCUGCCGCGCCUCGCGCCGAACGGCAUCGAUAUCUACUUCGAGAACGUGGGCGGCGAGCAGCUCGAGGCGGCGAUCGCGAACAUGAACCCGCACGGGCGUAUUGCGGCGUGUGGAAUGAUAUCCGGCUACAACCAGCCCCUCGAGCAGCGCUACGGCGUCAAAGGCCUCGUCAGCAUCGUCACCAAGAUGAUCCUGAUGCAAGGCUUCAUCGUCGGCCAGCCCGCCUUCGGCCCCGCCUACUUCGCCGAGCACCAGCAGAAAGUGCAGAAGUGGAUCGCCGACGGAGAGUUCGCCGCCAAGCUGGACAUUACGCAGGGCAUCGAGAAGGCCGCCGAAGGCUUCGUCGCCAUGUUCAAGGGAGAGAACUUUGGCAAGGCGCUCCUGAAGAUUAAAGACUGAAAAAAAUAAAAUUAGAAAAUCAAAAAAUCUCAGGGACGAAUUUUGUGAUGAAAUUUGGCAUCGAGUUACUCAUUACUCCGAUAUGAUAGCAUGUU
Molecule: messenger RNA, 1346 nt
Organism: Hypoxylon fragiforme
Lineage: Eukaryota; Fungi; Ascomycota; Sordariomycetes; Xylariales; Hypoxylaceae
Product: NAD(P)-binding protein
Exons: 2
Coding region: 205-1251 (348 amino acids)
Molecular function (GO): oxidoreductase activity, acting on the CH-CH group of donors, NAD or NADP as acceptor
Source: RefSeq, a predicted model, not a curated record